AUGCCUUUCACGACUGACAAAUACCAUGGCGUAGUCAACUCUUUGACAUCAUCUUCGGCACAACCUGCCGCCGCCGCCGCGUCCCUUCCUACGGCCACCGUCACUAAGAACUUGACAACAAACAAUGGUUCCAGCCAGGCCAUAACCUUUGGUGUCUUAGGCACCUGCAUUGGGGUUGUUAGCAUCGUGUUAGCUGCUCUCACGCUACGCUUCAUGUAUCAGACUAUGAAAAGAAAGAGGUCCGAUUUGGAGAGUAUACAUCCAAACGUAACACCAUCCACAUUGGAGUCGAACAUACCCGUGGCAACCGCCAAUGAGGGCAGUUCUCAGUCUACACCUCGCAGUCAGGAACUCACUGACAAUGUUGAGUUGAGCCGGGUUGAGACUGAAUGAGCGAGAUAGUAUGACAAUGAACCAAUCAUCAAAGCCGUCGCGAUGAUCAGAACAAUGAAAGAGUGUGUUUAUG
This is a messenger RNA of Aaosphaeria arxii CBS 175.79, 466 nucleotides long. RefSeq lists its product as uncharacterized. The coding region runs from base 1 to 393 and encodes 130 amino acids. The transcript has 2 exons. Lineage: Eukaryota; Fungi; Ascomycota; Dothideomycetes; Pleosporales. The record is from RefSeq and is a predicted model, not a curated record.